AUGGAAGUUCAAUCACAGUUUAGUCCCGCAACUGAUCUUUAUAUCAUUCAUUUGAAGCAAAUAAAACCGAACGAAACUCUUCUCGAACUUCCAUUUGAAGGAGCCCUUCUCUAUCCGCCUGAGAAUAAGAAAAAACCUUGGUACAAGAACAGACGAACAAUGCUUGAAUUAGCUCUACUCAUCAUAAUCUGUAUUGUUGGGGUGAUUGUUGGUGCAGUACUUGGUUCAAGACGACCACCACCUCCUUCCCGUAUGUUGCAUUAA
Rotaria sordida is the source of this 264-nucleotide messenger RNA. NCBI's taxonomy places the organism in Eukaryota, Metazoa, Rotifera, Eurotatoria, Philodinida, Philodinidae. The record is from the annotation of a GenBank genome assembly.